CGAGGGGACGGAUUUACAUCAAUAUGAAGCCAACAGCCGCAGAGUCAUCGGACUCCAAAGACACGAAAAGGGUUCCGAAGCCGCUGAUGGAGAAGAGACGGCGCGACCGAAUCAACCACAACCUGGAGACUUUACGCGUGCUGCUGCUGCACAGCACCAAGGAGGAAAAACUCAGAAAUCCCAAAGUUGAAAAGGCAGAGAUUUUGGAAAGCGUGGUCCAGUUUCUGAAAGCCGAAUUGGAAGGCGGUGACGUCACCAGGCAAAAAAGCCAGCGUCGUGAAAGGGAGGAGGAGGAGGAGGAAGCAGCGAUGACGUCAUCCUCCCAACGGAACUACCAGGAAGGGGUGAGGAAGUGCCUCCUGCGCGUCAGCGACUUCAUCAGCGCCAGGAGUCCCCGGCUCAGCGAACUCGCCCUCCCGCAGCGGACCGCCAGUCACCCCUGUCACCUGCUAGGCGAGACCCGGGUUCAAGAGGCAGUCGGGCCGGCCCCGCACAGGGCUUGGCCCCGUGUUGAACUCAUGCCCGCUCACCAUCUGUCCCUGAACUGGGAAAGAGCAUCGCAUUUCGGACAGAGCGACGGUGUUUACGUGACGUCACAGAAUCCGUGCACGGACCCCACAGCCACGCAGGGGCCGCACAAGCAAGCGGUCUGGAGACCCUGGCCCUAACAGGACGCUUAUUUGAACAGACUUUUAUUUAACACAAAAAAAAGUCACAAAUUGAGACUGCAGUUUGCACACUUAACAAUACAAGAGGGGAUAAUAACUUCAGAAUAUUUAAGACACACCGUCUGAGUUGCUUGAUCAUUUUCGGCCCAUAGAAGUCAUUUUUUUAUAUUAAAAAAAGAGGCUGUGCAAAGUGAAUAUCUUGUAUUUUUUUAUAUUAAAAAGAUUUGCAUGUUACCGUUCUGGGGGUUCAUUUUGGAAUAAACUCUUUCAUAAUUGAA
Messenger RNA from Acipenser ruthenus (sterlet), 946 nucleotides. Its product is annotated as transcription factor HES-7.1-A-like. Gene Ontology annotation, molecular function: RNA polymerase II cis-regulatory region sequence-specific DNA binding; protein dimerization activity; DNA-binding transcription factor activity, RNA polymerase II-specific. The transcript has 3 exons. NCBI's taxonomy places the organism in Eukaryota, Metazoa, Chordata, Actinopteri, Acipenseriformes, Acipenseridae. Gene Ontology annotation, cellular component: nucleus. The coding region runs from base 24 to 668 and encodes 214 amino acids. The record is from RefSeq and is a predicted model, not a curated record. Gene Ontology annotation, biological process: regulation of neurogenesis; anterior/posterior pattern specification; regulation of transcription by RNA polymerase II.